Messenger RNA from Syngnathus acus (greater pipefish), 14501 nucleotides. RefSeq names its product bassoon (presynaptic cytomatrix protein) b (gene bsnb). The transcript is spliced from 12 exons. Gene Ontology annotation, biological process: presynaptic active zone assembly; protein localization to synapse. Lineage: Eukaryota; Metazoa; Chordata; Actinopteri; Syngnathiformes; Syngnathidae. The record is from RefSeq and is a predicted model, not a curated record. Bases 130 to 11586 code for a protein of 3818 amino acids. Gene Ontology annotation, molecular function: metal ion binding; structural constituent of presynaptic active zone. Gene Ontology annotation, cellular component: GABA-ergic synapse; axon; glutamatergic synapse.
CGUGCGGGAUGCUGAAUUGUAGGCGAUGAUGGCGGAAGGGGAGCACCGCUGACUUUUAUACGAGUUCUUCCCGCGGCCGAAGAACCGUCUACGACAUCGUUUCUCUCCCUCCGAACCUUUGCCGACACGAUGGGGAACGAGGCGAGCAUGGAAGGAGAGGGACAGGCGGGACAAGGCGGCCCAUGCACCGUUCCUGCUGCGGGUGCUCCGGCUUCCAUUUCAGCACCAGCCGACUCUGGACAGCUCACCAAGCCGAGCAAUGGAGCGCCUGCCGGAGGAAGUGGCACUGGACCCGGCCCGGGAAUUAACAGGCCACCUGCGUCAGACCAGGGGCCAAAAUCCGGAGUCCACAUCAGUCAUGGGACAGGGGACAGACUAGCCUCCCAUGACACCCCACAGUCUGCCUCAUCCUACGGGGAGCAGGGUCACAUGUCCAGGAAGAGCCUCCACGUGGACGUGGGCAGCGGCCGGACUGGGAGAUCUCCUUCGGUAUCCCCGGACCGAGGCAGCGUCCCUACCUCUCCUUAUUCUGUGCCUCAAAUAGCACCCAUGCCCAGCAGCAAGCUGUGCCCCGUCUGUAAGACGGCCGACCUGACUGGCACUGGUGACGACAGGCCAAGCUUCAACACGUGCACACUGUGCCGCUCCACCGUGUGCAACCAGUGUGGCUUCAACCCCAACCCUCACCUCACUGAGGUGCAGGAGUGGCUAUGCCUGAACUGUCAGAUGCAGAGAGCGUUGGGGAUGGAUAUGACCACACCACGUUCCAAGAGUCAACAACAGAUCAACUCUCCUUCUCAUGCUGCCAAACCAGAACCUAAACCCGAGGCUUCUCCUCAGCCCGCCCCUCAGACAACCCCUCAGACUCGGCCAGGACAAACACAUCCGGCUUCGGGCCCUUCUAAACAGACAGGUCCAGGUCAGCACCCAGUAAAGUUGCCUCCAGGGGCGGUGCCGCUCCCCGGCAUGGCCAAAGCCCCGUCGCAGCCCGAUUUGUCCCGCAACUCCCCUGCCCACCAGCCCCAGCACCCCCGCCAGGACCAGACGCGCAGCGCAGGCAGCUCUCCUUCACGACAGCCUCCACCCCCUGAGCAGACUUUUGGGAAAUUAUUUGGCUUUGGUGCUUCUCUCCUUAACCAAGCCAGUACGCUUAUAUCCGAGACCACUCAAGCCCAACCACCACCCCCGAAACAGGCCCCCAAACCAGGCGGACCUCACGGUCCAGGACCCGGGACACCCAAACUUUCAGGACCUCCAUCUGCACAACAAGGGUCUCGAGCUCCACCUCAGCAGCAAGCCGCCCCUCCAGAUUCCUCCAAACCCAAAGCUUGUUGUCCUCUUUGCAAAACGGCUCUCAAUAUCGGCAACACAAGCGAGCAAGCCAACUACAACACGUGCACCCAGUGCCACUCCAAAGUGUGCAACAUGUGCGGAUUCAACCCCACUCCACACCUAGUCGAGAAAAAAGAAUGGCUCUGUUUGAACUGCCAGACACAGAGGGCUCUGUCAGGAAGUUUGGGAGAUAUUCCAGACCCUGCCACACAAAGCGCCGUUCCCACCAUGCCACCUGCAGCAUCUAAUCAGCAGCCACCACAGCAGAAAGAAGCGGAUCAGCGGUCAGGGCCAAGGCCCUCAGGUCCUCAGCCGCAACAGAAAGCAUCGGGUCCCCAAGUAAGUGGCCCUGCCUCUCCUAUCAAACAGGCGGAGCAUUCCCCUCAAAGCAAAGGGAUACGCCAAGCUUCCCCUCAAAUCAAGGGUUCUGCCAACUCAGCUAAGGGUUCCGCUCAAACCAAGGGUCCAACACAACCCCUAGUCCAAAGUAAAGGGCAAUCUCAGAAUAAGGGCCAAGGUCAAAGUAAGGGUCCUGCUCAGUCUGGUAACCAAACGAAAGGUCAGAGCCAGACUAAAGGGCAGACGAAGGGAUCUGUUCAGCCCACUGCUCAGGUUAAGGGUCCUUUGUCUAGUGCCAAGGUUGCAUCCAGCCCUAAAGCAGCACCCAAUAAUUCCAAAAUCUCUCCCAGCUCAUCAAAAACAGCACCCAGCCAGUCUAAACCCACAGGUACGUCUCAGGUACGCAAACAGACGGCGAGCCAAGAGAAGACAAAAGUCCCACCCAAAUCUCAAAAGGAGGAUUUCAAGGCCUCACCAAAGAAAGCCUUGUCAGAGACUGUCACUUGCCCAAAAGACUUGAAGAUAGCAGAAGAUGUGCAGAAGUCAAGACACCGAGAAGAUCACGUUAAAUCAAGUACACAGAGUUUAAGUGACACCGGAUACUCCUCGGAUGGAAUCUCGAGCUAUCAAGGGGAGAUUAUUGGUCGGAUUCAUGAAGAUGCGGUCAAGCUCAAUGAGAAGGGUGUGUCCAUUUCCUCUGAAAUUACAAAGUUAGAGACAUCAAUGAAACCUCUAUUGGAGUCGAAAACCACAUCGGACCAGAAGCAUAGGCCUCAUUCAUUGUCUGUUGGACAAGGACGGGACAUCAGUCCAGAGGACGACGCAGCAAGAGAUGACUCGGACGACGAGCUCAGCUGUAAGCUUCGUCACGAUUAUGUGGAAGACAGCAGUGAAAGUGGUCUCUCGCCAUUACCAGUAAGACAGAAGAAGUCACAUAAAGACUUAACAGAUGAAGAGUUUAUGAGGAGGCAAAUUAUGGAGAUGAGUGCCGAUGAAGAUGAGUUGGAGGAAUAUGGUGAGCAGAGGACUAAAAAAGGACAUAAAACUAGUGGAGAUUUGAACAAAGAGAGACGACGACUCCCGCACCAUUCCAGUAGUUUUGAAGAGGCAGCCAAAGAACCAGCAGAUGUGGAAGAAGAGGAAGAUGUCGUAAUGGCCGGGGGUCUUCGCCGUUUUAAGACAAUUGAGUUAAAUAACACAAAUAGUUACAAUAGAGACAUGGAACUCAGUACUGAGCACGACCUACGAGAACCAGAACUAGAGAUGGAGAGUCUUACUGGUUCUCCAGAGGAGAGGUCUAAAGGAGAAUAUUCAUCCACUCUACCUGCUACCACUCCUAGCUACACUUCAGGAACAUCACCAACGUCAGUGUCAUCCAUGGAAGAUGACAGUGACAGCAGCCCGAGUCGAAGAGCAAGACUGGAGGAAGCAAAGCAGCAGAGGAAAGCUCGACAUCGCUCACAUGGGCCAUUGCUGCCGACAAUUGAGGACUCCUCUGAGGAGGAUGAGCUCAGAGAGGAAGAGGAGCUGCUGAGAGAACAGGAACAAAUGAGAGAUCUGGAGCAACAGAGGAUUCGAAGUACUGCUCGAAAAACAAAGAGGGAUAAGGAGGAGCUACGAGCACAGAGACGUCGGGAAAGAUCCAAAACUCCGCCCAGUAAUCUCUCUCCCAUCGAAGAUGCGUCACCAACUGAGGAGCUGAGACAGGCUGCAGAGAUGGAAGAGCUCCACAGGUCAUCGUGUUCAGAAUACUCACCCUCAAUGGACUCUGAAGCAGAAGGCUUUGAGAUCAUCGGUGGCAAGCUGUACAAAUCCGGGAAUGAAUAUAACCUUCCAACUUUUACCUCACUAUACUCUCCAACAGAGAAGGCACCAUCUGCUGAUAAAACACUAAAAAGUGCAGAGGAGGUCUAUGAGGAGAUGAUGAAAAAAGCUCAGCUCCUUCAGAAGCAAGGAAAACAUGCCACACAGCAGAAACAUUCACUUCGUGACAAUACAAGUACUGCCUUAAUCCCCGGCUCAAGCCCAACCCAGAUUUCUUCACCUAUGUCCUUCUCCACAACUGGAACUGACCCACGAAUUCCAGGAAUUCAUGCAGCACAACAUCUUUCAAAAGAAACUCAAAAUAGGAUGGUGUCACAGAGUGCCAAAAUUGAAGGUGUUGUCGGAGGAGUCGCCACAACCAAAAUUCCAGUUAGCCACACUGCUACAACUCGAAAUGCAGCCGGUGCGGGCUCCCAACGGCCAGCACAGGCAUCACCUGACUCGUCCUCACUAACCUACAAAGUUUUCUCCCUUUUCAAAGGGCCCAGCCCACAAGCCUCACCCACGACUUCUCCCGUGCAAAGCCCAACACAUCCAGGAAGUGGCGGCAGGCAGUUGCCGACACUGCCUGGCGGACCAUCGUCAACUCAAAGGUCGAAUUCACCACGUCUUGUACGACAACAGUCCUCUCAAGAUUCACCGGUAAUGGUAAUAACACUCGGAUCUACAACAACUAAUCCCACCAAACCUGUAACGGUAAACUCAUCCACUUCCCCUUUAUCAUCACCAACACAGGCUAGCUAUAAAAUCCCGUACAGCUCCCAGCAUCCAUCGGCAAGUUCUCCAACUUCUCCCCAAACAUAUUCGUCCCAGCAGGCCCCAAAACAUUCUUCACAAAUGGCUCACCAUGCUGAAAAAACAAACGUCGCUAUUGGCACACAAAGUCGAGAAUCGCUUUCUAUGGAGAAUAUAUCUCUUUGUAAAAUCUCAAACAUUUCAGGCACGUCAGUGGUCAUGGUCCAAAGCCAAACCCAUCCGACGAAUAUUGUGGAUCUUCGAGCCCCGAUGAGAUCUGCCCCGAUUAUAAUGACAGAUCAAGGGAUGGAUCUAACAUCCUUAGCUUCUGACGCAAGAAAGUACUCCUUGGGAGCAGAACAGCCAUCUGUUCGACAUACAGCUGUCCAACCACUUAUCAUGAACCUGAACGCACAGGAGCAACCACAUGUCUCAGUUUCAACGCCAACAACAGUAAGUGUGACAGUUGCAGGUUCUAUGUUCAUCUCUCAACCCAAACAACCCAUUGUCUAUGGAGAUCCUUUGCAUAACCGUGUAGAUUUAGGCCAGGGAGUGGGAUCCGCUGUUUGUUUAUCCCAGGGUAAGACGGCAGUUUCCGACCCAUCUAUUCCAAAAAUCGACGCCUGCCUCGAGAAUUUAGGUAUCCAACAACAGCAGCUGCAAUUACAACAACAAAAGCUAUUGCAGCAGCAACAACUUCUUGAGCAGCAGCUCCAGCAACAUCAGCAGCAUUCUUCCUUUGCACGUUACAAUUUAGCCAAUCAAAUCCCUCCACUUGUGAUGAAAAAAGAUCUCGUAGUAAGUCAGACAACCAGUUCCCAGCCUACAGUCACUGCAAGAGUAGCUCCACUGUCUUCCCAACCUGUUUGUAAUGCCCCGCACGAUAUCUACGGUGGAGUUGUUCUCGAGCUACAAAAUAAGCCAACAGUUGUGAACCUGUCCACAGGAAAACCCCAUGUUAUGAUGGUUCAGCUCGAUGAGAGUAAACCAUCCCAGGCAGCAGUGACUCAGUUACUCAAGAAAGAAGAUCCUCCACCCGUGCCUCAAGUCUUGGAUUUGACUGGGCAGAUCAAACCAGAAAACCAAGUUGCUUGUUGCGAUGUUGUAUACAAUUUGCCAUUUGCUGGUUCCUGUGCGGGGUCAUUUACUCAGAAGCCCGCAACAGUAUCACCAGAUAAAAAAACUACCACUGAGACCUCAAACGUACCACCUCCUCCUCAUCAUAUGCAUUAUAAUAUCAAUCAACAGCAACAAUCUCAGACCACGCAGGGCGUAACGGACGAGCAUAAACCAUACCAAACGCCGAUAGUCCCAUCAGGAAGAAUACAACCCUCCAUGUCUGAUAAUAAUCUGCCUGCCGUGACUGAAGCUGGUCACUACCAGAGGAAUAUUAAGGGAGGUGUGGCAGUAGAUCUUAGCAACACCAAUCAGACUUACGACAGUGGCUACCUCGGGAUGGGAGCCCAGUAUGGCUCAUACACAGACUUGCGGCACCAAGGAGACAUUGCAGGCCCAACGUUACCCAUUCGGCGUUAUGGCUCAAUGUCAAAUAUCAAUUCUGACUAUUCCUGUGGGUCAAAUGAGUUAACAGGACCACAGGAUUCCAAUCUAUCACAAUUCAGUGCAACCACCGCAAGGGAAAUUAAUCAAAUGUGUGCGGCUCUUAACACAGUAGAUCAGUUUGCAACACGGUAUGGAAAUAAUCCCGAGUUAUUACCUUAUGGGAUUGGAAGAGGUGCACAUUUAGGUAGGCUGAAUCUCCAUCAAAGUUUAGCGUCAAUCAGAGCAAGUUUGAUAUAUGGCCCAGAUGGAAGACCCUUGUCCAAUAGUCAAACUUUAACAAACUUGAUCAAUGCAAGACAAGCAAGUAUACGCGCCUUGUAUCCUGCUGCUUUAAGAGGAGGCGAUGGCAUGAUAUAUUCGACCAUAAACACUCCCAUAGCCUCGACCUUGCCAAUUACGACCCAGCCCGGCCCUGUUCUGCACCCCAUGCCUCGAGGUAUUUACAGGCCGUACCCCGCAGGCGUAACCGCCGUACCUUUAGCUAGUCUUACCAGGUUGCCUCAAGUGAGUCAGAGAACUCCACUGGCCACCCAAGGAACAUAUCCAUACCCUCCUUCAAACCAGUACCCUGUUUCAACCACAACUUCUAGCACUCUAAGCACCUCGCAAAAUGAAACUCCCAUGUAUCUUGGAAGGCCUUCAACUGCAGCUCCAAGCGUCCCACCAACCCAAGCCAGCACAACGAAAAACGCGUUAGGAGCUGGUAUGCAAACGACGUUAGUUCAACAGGCUGAUCAGACUCAACAUAUGUCACAGAUGAUCUCGCAAGGUCAAGGACAGCCUCCAACUGCCAUGACGGCACAAGCCCAGAUGCAGCCACAGCAACUACCUGUUCAAACCGAACCUUUAUCAUUAACCCAAAGCCAUCCUCAAGCUCAAUCCAUCAGUCAACCCCAACCAGUCCCACCCAGUGUUACUGCCCCAACAUCCAAAAUAUCUCCUGUUGAUUCUCAGAAAAGCAAGGAAGAUGAGCGGCUCAGUCAACAACAAGAGCACAUGCUGCAACUAGAGCGAGAGCGUGUGGAAUUGGAAAAACUUAGACAGCUGCGCCUUCACGAGGAGCUUGAGCGAGAUCGAAUGGAGCUUCAGCGACACCGAGAAAAAGAACAACUCAUUGUUCAGCGUGAAAUCCAAGAAUUGCACACCAUCAAGCAACAGGUCUUACAACAACAGCAGGCAGAGCGGGAGACUCAACUUAUAAUGCAAAGAGAGCAACUGGCCCAACAGAGAAUGCAGCUUGAGCAAAUCCAGUCUCUGCAGCAGCAACUCCAACUGCAGUUGGAGGAGCAGAAAAGACAAAAGACAGCAGCGGUGGAGGCAGCGGCGGCCGCCGCAGCGGCGGAAGCCGCGGCGGCAUCGGCAGCCGCGGCUGCGACGUCUGCCCAGGGCGCCAUACAAGGGGUGGUGGUCGGAGGAGGGCCUCCUCAAGGCUUCCUGAUUUGUGAUCAAAGUGGAAGGGUUCUACAGCAGGACGGGCAAACUGUGCAAUUCUGGCAAGAUGGACAAGUGGUCCAAGCCAUGGUGGCGGCUAGACCGAUUCACAGUUCUAUGUCGGAAAUGUCUUUGAGAAGCACUGACAAACAGGCUGAGUCCAAGAUUAUGAAGAAGCAAAACUCCAUGCCCCGUCUUCGAGACAGCACCGAGGAUGAUUCUGGUAAGAAGAUAGCAGACAGUUGCGUGCAAACAGAUGAUGAAGAUGGAGAGGACCGGUACCUAAACCGGCGUAGAAGAACAAGGCGCAUUGCAGACUGCAGUGUGCAGACUGAUGAAGAGGACCAAGGCGACUGGGACCAGCAACCAGUAAGGCGCCGACGUUCUCGUAUAUCAAAGCACUCGGAAUCCAGCGGUGAGACGAAAUCGGACGGGUCAUCCAGAACGGUAUCUGCAAGUAUCGCUAUUCAAACCUCAAAUGACUCGUCAUGUCAGACUGAAUCUGACCAGCUAGGUAGGGUUUCGCCAGCUAUUCAUAUCACCAUGGCAGAAAGCUCAAAGGUCGACCUGUUACAUUACAUCGCAGCACCUGAGAGGACCCACAAGGGAGAAAGUCUGGCUUGUCAGACUGAACCGGAGUCACAGUCUCAAGGCGUUGUUGCUCCCCAACUCAGUGUCCCUACAACAAUUAGUCCAUAUUCCACAAAUCUGCACAUAGCAAAUCCAUCUGACCCAAACUCUCAGAGACAUCAAGGAGUCACUAAGUUUGAGAGACGAAAACCCGACCCACUGGAAAUCGGUUACCAGCAGCAACCCAAUGAAUCUCCUCGCCAGCCCCCCAAAUCCCCUCAGGUUUUGUACUCCCCGGUCUCGCCAUUGUCUCCUCAUCGUAUGUUGGAGACAACAUUCGCCUCACAAGAAAAGCUUAAUAAAGCCCACGUGACGCCCCAGCAAAAGGCCUUGACUGCUGAAUCGCCGCAACGCCACCAGUCUCUACCAAGGCCCAUAAAAAGUGUGCAGCGCUCCAUGUCUGAUCCAAAGCCUCUCAGCCCCACCUCAGAGGAUCCUGCCAAGAACAGAUUCUCUCCAUAUUAUCAGCAAGCUGUGUCCAACAGUCAGCAGAUGGCCUCCCUGCAGCAGCAGCAGCAGCAGAAUGCUGUGAUGAGGAAGGUAAAGAGGACUCUUCCCAGCCCCCCUCCAGAAGAGAGUCCACUCCCCAUAGUUACUCCAGCACAAAUGUACAGUUCUCCCGGGAUGCCUCAGAGGGUUUUGCCGAGACCUGCGCAAGGAGUCACCAAGGCAGGCUUGCUGAGUGAACUGAAAGCUGUCGAACAAGAGUCGUCAAAGCUCAGGAAGCAGCAAGCCGAACUGGAGGAAGAAGAGAAAGAGAUUGACGCCAAAUUACGUUACUUGGAAUUAGGCAUUACUCAACGUAAGGAGACCAUGGUGAAGGAGAGGGAGAGAAGAGAGUUGGCUUAUCUUCGCUGUAUGGGUGAUGCUCGAGACUACAUGUCAGACAGCGAACUCAAUAACCUCAGGAUGGGAACUGCAACGGCAACCUUUGAUGCUAAUGGUUUGCUGACAAGGCCCAGCACCGCACCGCUCAGUCAGUUUACUAAUGAUCUCAACGCAACAUCGCAGUAUUCCUCAACCUCGGGCUACAUGUCUUAUCCUUACCCUCAAAAUCAAGCGCCAACACAGCAGCCAGGCUCAUCUUACCAUCAGAUUGGGUUCCAACCUCCCCAGUACCCUUCAUCCUCUGCUCCCCAGCCUGGGACAUUCCAGCCCCACCCCCCUCCAGGCCCCGGCUACCAGACCCAGGGAACUUAUUCUUCCCGGAUGUACGGCCAACCCUCUUACCAAACAGAUCUCGGCAUGCAGCAUGGUCACCAGGGCUUCCAUCCACCCAGCCAGCCUAUGCCAGGCCAAAGUCUCCCUUAUCCCAGCCACAGCUCCUACCAACCUGGACUUUCUUACCCGACCCAAGCAGAUAUCCUCACAGUACACCAAAGACCAAGGCAAACCUCUUUGGCUGAUCUGGAGCAGAAACUUCCCACCAACUAUGAGGUCAUCAGCAACCCAGCAGUCUCUGUGGCCACAUCAGCGCCGGAUACCUCAUACGGCCCCGCCUACAGCAAUGCAUAUGGACAAUAUCGCCCCCCUGAGCCUGGCCUGACACACUCUGGUGACAGCCCAACAUCUGCGUACGUUUCAGAUGAACAUUACACCUCUAACUUAGAGCAGAACAUCCCAAGGAAUUAUGUAAUGAUCGAUGACAUCAGCGAAUUGACAAAAGACAACAGCGGGCAACCAGUUGAUGCUCUCGGUCACCCGGUAGGAGGGCGAUACCGCAGUGAGAAUGGCCCAGGUCGUGGCAGCACCUAUGGUAGACCUGAAGAUGAGCCAGUGGAUGCCUACGGAAGACCAACUAGCACGGUGGCUUACCAAACCCCCAUGGACGGUCGUACUACCACCACGGUUAGCGGAGGAGCUUAUUACGAUGACUACAAACACACAUCACGGAGCAACUCCAGUAGCCACAAAGUCUCAGCCAAAACUCUCGCUCCUGCCGUGGUCUCUUCUAAACGUAGUAAGCACCGAAAACAGGGAAUGGAGCAGAAAAUAUCCAAAUUUUCUCCGAUCGAGGAAGCUCGCGAUGUCGAGGCAGAUCUGGCAUCCUACACUAUGACCACCUCGACGGGAGGCAGUUGUACUGUGGUGUCCCGAUCCAAGAAGCAGGACGAACUGGCAUACGGGAUGAAGAGGAAUGCUUACGACCAGCAGAAAUAUUAUGGCACCAGUCGCGAGGGUCUUGAGGAAGAAGAUCGCAUGUACGGCUCCGGUAGGUCCAGGUCCACCGGCUACGGCAUGGAUAAGAUAUCAUCUCGAGAUGCCCCAGGUCACAGAAGUAAAUCCUACGAGAGGGAUGCCAUGGAGCGUUCUCAGAGGAGCGGCCGCGGUGGAAGACCACCCAUCCGCAAUCAGAAUUCAGAGGAAGAGAGUCCAAUCAGUCCUGUUGGUAAACCCGUAGGCAUUGGACGGAGCUCUGCUGCGGCCAACGCUCACGAUGUGAGGAACCAGUAUGGGUCAAGUCAUUCGCUUCCAGAUGUGCAAGACCACCACAAGAAGGACCUUCCAAGGAGUCACGUGUACAAACCAGAUGACCCUUACCUUGUAGACGACAUGCACUGUGCUGUUUCAGACAGUGAAGCGUAUCAUUUGGGCCAAGAGGAGACAGAUUGGUUUGAAAAGCCUCGAGAGGCUCGUUCAGAACGUUCAAGACAUCACAGAGGUGGAAGUCAGUCGUCUACAGGUAGGCGCGCAAAGCACACCUACCAUGACUAUGAUGAGCCACCAGAGGAAUACGGUCCCCAGGAUGACAACCAUCAACGCCAUUCCUCCUCCGCAUCGUCACGGGACCAGCGAUAUCAUGGCAACAGCUCCGGGAGGCACAACGCUUCCCGACACAGCUCCGAAGAUCCCAGGUCCUCUCGUUCUAACAGGACACACCCCAAAGACAAUUCGGGUCGAUAUGAUGGCAGGGGCACUUCCUCUGCACAGAGGAGGGCUGGCCCGGACUCCCGUUCUAGCCAAGGAAGUCCCCGGAACUCAGGAGAAUUCUCCCGUGACCCGGCUUCCGGUCACCACCACGGCACCGGAGGACGAAGCCAGAGACAAGCGGGAGAGCGGACAAGAAGGCAGGAUCCCUCUGCUACAGGUUCCAAGAUGCAGCAGCAGGGCCAUGCUGGGCAACAGCGUUCAAGUGGUCAAAGCCAGUCGGGGAGACAUCCUGGCUCGGAAGCGCUUGAUGGUACUCAGCAAGUCCAGCAGCAGCAAAAUGUACAACAACAGCAGCAGCAGCAAAAUGUACAACAGCAACAACAACAGCAGCCGCAGCCGCAGCAGCAGCACAGCCACCCCCCUCCAAGCAGCCAGCCAAGUGGACCAUCGCAGCAGCAGCAGCAGCAGCCGCAGCAGCAGCAGCAGCAGCAACCCAAACCAAGCCAGACACAGGGACGCCCAGGAGGAGGUUCUGCAGCAAGCCAGCCAGCAACUACAACGGUCAAAAUGGAUACCACACCAUCAACAACUUCCAUAGGAAUGAAGCCUACAAUGGCAGUCCCAAGCAUACCUCAGACUACCAAAACGACUCCACCGCCUCUAACAGGCAUUGGCUCGAAAGCCGCCCCAGUGGGGAUCGGUAGCAAAGCCGGCGGUAUUGGCAGCGCUGCGGCUGGACAGGCACCUGCUGAAGGGGAAAACGUUCUGACCAAAAUUCUGCAAGGGGGAGCAGCUGAGCAGGCGGGAAAACUGGGAGACGCUUUGUCUGGCCUUGGGAAGAAAUUCACUUCAUUCUUUUAAGUUGAAGAGGAGAGGGGUCUGCAGCGUCACAACAAUCCAAAAUGAGAGUCUUGGUACCAGAAAAACCUAUGAAACUACAUUUAUUACUUUUUACCAUCACGGAAGAUGUCAAGCCAGAGCGUGGAAUCCUCUGAGCAUCAGAGGACUCGUGUUCUGCUUCUUCUUCUCCUCCUUAAAAAGCCUUCUGGGAUCUAAAAGAAAGUUCAAGGCCCACUGAAGGGAGCGUUCUGGCUGCGCUCCAAUUGAGGAAAGCCUCAUUGCGCCCUCUACUGGAUGUUCUUCAUAUCUGAGGAUUACACAUCUGGCAUGGAUCAUUUAUUCCACGUUAAUUCUGAUUCUCAAGGCAUGUCAAAGGUUUUUCUGGUACCAAAGAAUCAUAUCGCUCGCAGACAACUCCAGCAAGAAACCUGAACGCUCGGUUUCUCCGAUCUCUACAUUCCAGAAUGGGAACGUAACCCUGUCUUUGAAUGUGUUCUUACUUCUCCUUUUCUUUUCAGUGUCUCUACAGAAUGCAUUGUGUAAAUGUGUACAUGCACGCACAAGUAUAUGAAAACUAAAGAAAAACAAAAUCAUAUCUGUACUUUUUCAACAGCCACAAUUAGUCAUGAGCUUUAUUUUUUGUUGUUGUUUUGUUAGGGGGGAAAAUACUGCCAGUGUGCCCAUAAGUGCGAGAUUCACACCGAUGAGAGGACCAAACGAAAGAGUGGCAGUGGCUCGAUAUCUCGCCAUCACAAAGCCAUUGCUAUUGUCUGCGUGGAGCUUUCAUAUCUCAUCUUUUAGUUCCUUUUCAAUUUGCCUCAUAUUCACUGAUUGGACGAGCCUUAUUCAGAACUUUUUUAUUUUAUUUAUAUAUAUAUAUACCUCGUAUGUUUUCAAAUGUCCAUAUCAUGACGCAUUUAUUUUUACGCAGCUGUAUACUACUGUAUGUACAAAAUCUUUCAAGAUGUCAUUAUGUAAAUUUGUCAUUUGUGUAUUUACGGAAUAACAUUUUUACCUUGUUGUUUUAUUUGGUACAACUUUAUAUUUGAAGCUUUUUAUUUUGUUAACUGUCACUUUUCUCGCAUCAAAUAAUUUGCUUGGUGACUUUCAAAAAAAAAAACAAAAAAAGCAAUAGCAUGCAGAUAACGGUAUAUAGCACAAUGGUAUAAAUGUUGUGUACGUAAGCGAUGGGGUGUUUAUCCGACGCUUCUUGUUGUACAGUUUGUCGAACGGUUUACAACCAUCGUACCAGAUGUCCAGACGUGCAUGUGUGUUAGGUGCAGAUGCAUUCGACUCUAAUGCUGAGAGCAUGCGGAGUGGUAGGAACACAUACGAACGCACAUAUUUCGCCAUGUCAGAGUUCCUUUCUGCUCUAUGGUUAGAAAGUCAUCAACAAUCUUACGAACAAGCUGGGCCCACUGCCUUUAUUCUCCGCGUUCGCACGCGCACACACACGAAGUGUAGAUGAGCAAUUCAAAUGUUCUAUGCAAUGACUCCUUUUGAACCCGGUAGUGACGUCAUCACAACAAACCAACAACACCGCGUCAAGCAGUUUGAGGUCUGUUUUCACUGUUUGAAUCGAUCGAAGUCGAGAUGUUUUCUUUCUCCGUUGCAUGUUUCUUGAGCUGUCACCACCCUCCGCAGGGACUUGUUGCCAAAGGGUAAACUGUGUCUACUGUCCGUUUUUUGAAUGUCCACCAUCAUGUUGCUUCGUAGCAUGGGUUUGCUUGGCUGCUUCCUUGGCUGUUUGUUAGUUCCUCGACAGUUUUGCCUGACCUGGGCUUGCAGUGACCGUCUGUGCUGCUCUGAACCUGUGACACAACACAUGGUCAGCACUUCAUUUGUGUCAAUACAAUUGUGUACAUAUUGUGUUACUCGAACCCCGCGGGGGUGAAUGGAAUGCUUUUUUUUUUUUAUAUAUAAUUCACCUUUAAAUGAAAUCUCUCUGCAGCCAAGCCUUCACGGUGGUUAAAGGUGCAUGACUCGAUCUUUAUAUGCUUAAAUGCUUGAUUAUACCCGAAUGAUGACAACCUGGCAUGAUUUCACCUAGGUUUGCAAACAGGCCAGUGAGCAGAAGAUGAGCAAAAAAAAAAAAAAAGUUCAGCCAGUCACUCACAAAUCAGGGCAUGUCUUUAUUUUAUGUUGAAAGCACAAGCCUGGCUGGUUGUGGUCGCUGCUGGAAGACAAGCAGACACAUGGACGUUAUGUCACAGUGCCUCCGAGGUCGCCAUCCAAACGUGAGAUGGAGAUCCGCUUGAUGCGAGGCACGUAAGACUUAACAGCUUUUAGUGCAGCCAUCCUCAUUCUAACUGUAAAUACACGUUCAUUCGACUGUACAGCUUUUGUUUGCAGUACGGCUGUCAUGUGCAUCCCCAUGCCGUAUUUGAUGCCAACAUUUUGUGUAUAAAAGAACAUUUAUUAACAGUAACAAGGAAGAUGAUUAUGGUACUUGCUUAUGCAUAGACUAUGUGGCUAACCCGUACUGAUUGUUUACAACAGUGGAACAAAAACGGAACACAAAUUCCUCUUCAGAAACAUAUUCAGUCUAUGUCGAGAUUCUAUCCUUAUUGUAUUUUAGAACCUCCACGGCAACAAGUUGCCUUCGGGGUCCCACAAUCAGGAGGUUUCCGUGGUUAUGAUCUAGGAUGUGAUCAGAUUGUUUGGAUGAAGCAGGGCAAAAUAAAAAAAAAAAGGAAAAAACAAAUAAAACAUCUGGAAAAUGUCAUUCACUGUUGUAAGUGCAAUGGGGAAAAACGUCAGUCGUGUAUCCAUCGUGAAACCUUGUGCUCUAUUCGGUGUAUUCCUGUAAACUGAUAAAUUAAUUAGUACAUUUUGGUGCAUCAUGUCCAGUAAUGUGAUUCAAUGAAAAUAUUGAUCCUGCAAUUUCCAAACAGAGAAAAAGAAUAAACAUUAAAGAAAUAUAAUGUUGUCUUGUA